Molecule: messenger RNA, 5358 nt
Organism: Pygocentrus nattereri (red-bellied piranha)
Lineage: Eukaryota; Metazoa; Chordata; Actinopteri; Characiformes; Serrasalmidae
Gene: adcy6b
Product: adenylate cyclase 6b
Exons: 23
Coding region: 344-3859 (1171 amino acids)
Biological process (GO): cAMP biosynthetic process; adenylate cyclase-activating G protein-coupled receptor signaling pathway; adenylate cyclase-inhibiting G protein-coupled receptor signaling pathway
Cellular component (GO): plasma membrane
Molecular function (GO): adenylate cyclase activity
Source: RefSeq, a predicted model, not a curated record
CGGACGGGACUGCACACUGCAAAAUCACAACCAGAGGAUAUCGCUCUCUCUCCCUCGGUGUGUGUGUUGUGUCCUGCGAGGCCAGCAGAAACCGUGAAUGUGUGUAUUUAAGGCAUGAAACACGCUGAGCUGCAUCUUGACUCAGCUUGCUCAAAGAUGCAGAGUUCUUGGUGCUCAGCAAGAUUCUAUUAUUGACCAUCUGCUUAAGUGGGUGUCUUGGAUCUUUCAGUCACACCCAGUGUGUAUUCAGAGCAAGUUGGUGCCAUCAGCUCUGCACGCUGGCUUAAAUGCUGGACCUGGUUGAGGAGAGCAACACUGCAACACCAGGAGGAAGCCACACAGGAUGUCUUGGGUCAGUGGCUUUUUAGUUGCCAGAGCGGACGACCACAAAACGGCGUGGGGUGAGCGCAAUGGCCGCAAGUGGCGACGCAAGAGGGGCUCGUCACUCUGGAGCCCGCGCUACAUGAGCUGUCUGCGCGACCCCGAGAGCACGGAGGGUCCGGCCCAGGCUGUCCAGCCCCACCCACAUGGAGCCAACAGCAGCAACUUCAGCACACGGUGUGUCUGGCAGGAGGACCACUAUGUGGGAUCCAGGGCGGUGGACCUGGCUUUUGAGGAUGGCGAGUCCAAGAGGAUGAAGGAGGAAGAGGGGGGUGAGGAAGGUGAGGAGGAGGAGAAGAGGGGGUUAGUGGCUAGGAUUGUUUUAGGGUGCCUGAGGCGACUGGCCCACGUUUUCCAGUCCAAGCAGUUCCGGUCAGCCAAACUGGAAAGGCUCUAUCAACGCUAUUUCUUCAGACUGAACCAAAGCUCUUUGACCAUGCUGAUGGGAGUGCUGGUGCUUGUAUGUGGGGUCAUGUUGGCCUUUCACUGUGUCCAUGGACUUCCCAACGUGGCCUACGUCUCAGUGCUCUCGGUGGCCAUGGCCCUUUUCCUGACCAUGAUGGUGGUCUGCAACCGCAACGGCUUCCACCAAGACUACAUGUGGAUUGUGAGUUACCUGGUGAUGGCUGUACUGGUAGUGGUGCAAGCGUUUGGGGUGUUCAUGGUAGCCCCCCGCAGUGCCUCAGAAGGUGUCUGGUGGUCCAUCUUCUUUGUCUACAUCAUCUAUACGCUACUGCCGGUGCGCAUGAGGGCGGCAGUGCUGAGUGGAGCCGUGCUCUCCUCUAUCCACCUCAUCACAGCCUGGAGGCUCAACCUGGAGGACGACUUCAUCUGGAAACAGUUAUGUGCAAAUGGACUGGUUUUUCUGUGUACUAACAUCAUCGGGAUCUGCACACACUACCCAGCUGAGGUGUCUCAGAGACAGGCCUUUAAAGAGACCAGAGGAUACAUACAGGCCAGAAUACACCUGCAGAGGGAGAACCAGCAGCAGGAACGCCUGCUGCUUUCAGUGUUGCCAAGGCAUGUUGCCAUGGAGAUGAAGGCAGAUAUCAAUGCCAAGAAGGAAGAUAUGAUGUUCCACAAGAUCUACAUCCAGAAACACGACAAUGUCAGCAUCCUCUUUGCAGACAUUGAAGGCUUCACGAGUUUGGCAUCGCAGUGCACUGCCCAGGAGCUGGUGAUGACGCUUAAUGAACUUUUCGCUCGUUUCGACAAAUUAGCCUGGGAGAACCACUGUCUGAGGAUAAAGAUUCUGGGGGACUGUUACUACUGUGUGUCAGGCUUACCUGAGCCCAGAGCUGACCAUGCUCACUGCUGUGUGGAGAUGGGAGUGGACAUGAUUGAGGCCAUCUCCUUGGUGAGAGAGGUAACAGGCGUGAACGUGAAUAUGCGGGUGGGCAUCCACAGCGGGCGUGUGCACUGCGGGGUGCUGGGACUGCGUAAAUGGCAGUUUGAUGUGUGGUCCAACGACGUCACAUUGGCCAACCAGAUGGAGGCUGGAGGCAAGGCAGGGCGCAUCCACAUCACUAAAGCUACACUGCAGUAUCUGAAUGGAGACUAUGAGGUGGAGCCAGGUUUCGGAGGAGAAAGGAACGUGUACCUCAAAGACAACAACAUAGAGACCUUUCUGGUGCUCGGCUGCAGCCAGAAACGGAAAGAGGAAAAGGCCAUGAUGGCUAAGAUGCAGCGUGCCAGAGCCAACUCCUCUGAUGGGUUAAUGCCCCGCUGGGUGCCUGAUCGAUCCUUUUCCAGGACCAAAGACUCCAAAGUCUUCAGACAGAUGGGCAUCGACGAGGCCUCCAGCAAAGACAAUCACUGUGCUCAAGAGGCUCUGAAUCCCGAGGAUGAGGUUGAUGAGUUUUUGGGACGUGCCAUUGAUGCCCGCAGCAUCGACCAACUACGAAAAGACCACGUCAAAAAGUUCCUGCUCACAUUUCAGGCGCCGUUUCUGGAGAGAAAGUAUUCUAAAAAGGUGGACGAUCGCUUCGGGGGAUAUGUGGCCUGUACCCUGCUGGUCUUUUUCUUCAUAUGCUUCAUUCAACUCACUGUCCUUCCACACACAACACUAAUGCUUGGCAUCUUCAUCAGUAUCUUUAUAAUUCUUGCCAACAUCCUUUUCAUAUGUGCCAUCUACUCCUGUGUUAAGCUCUUCCCUGUUGCCUUGCAGACCGUGUCGAAGAAGAUAGUGGAGUCUCGUACCAACAGCACAUUAGUGGGGGUCUUCACUGUCCUACUUUUGUUCAUCUCUGCUUUUGCCAACAUGUUUAUGUGCGAGAAGGAGGGUGUGAUUGAAUGUGUAGCUGAGGAGCUGAACAUCUCAGAGAGCACAGUGACGCUGUGUGUGCUGCACAACCUCACACACUCAGCAGGAGACACACUAUCACUCUGUCAAAGCCAGAAAACCCCGUGUCCUUUCCCCGAGUACUUCACCUACAGUGUGCUGCUGACUCUGCUGGCCUGCUCUGUGUUCCUGCACAUCAGCAGUAUAGGCAAGCUGGCCCUGAUGCUGCUCAUUCAGCUCACCUUCCUGCUGCUGCUCGAGUGGCCUCUGGUGGUCCUUUUCGAUAACGCUGACCUGCUGGUCACCGCUAACGCUCUGUCCAGUUUCAAUGAAACACAUUGCCAUGAAAGAAUGAGUAAGGUGUCCUUGAAGGUGAUGACUCCAGUAAUCCUCACUGUGUUUGUGUUGGCGCUCUAUCUGCAUGCCCAGCAGGUUGAGUCCACUGCACGCCUGGACUUCCUGUGGAAACUUCAGGCUACUGAAGAGAAAGAGGAGAUGGAGGAGCUGCAGGCCUACAACCGUCGUCUCCUUCACAACAUCCUGCCAAAAGACGUGGCUGCCCACUUCCUGGCCCGAGAGCGACGCAAUGACGAGCUUUACUACCAGUCAUGUGAGUGUGUGGCUGUGAUGUUUGCCUCCAUCAGUAACUUCUCUGAGUUCUACACAGAGCUGGAGGCUAAUAAUGAGGGCGUGGAGUGCCUGAGACUACUCAACGAAAUCAUCGCUGACUUUGAUGAGAUCAUCAGCGAGGACCAGUUCAAGCAGCUGGAGAAGAUCAAAACAAUAGGCAGCACUUACAUGGCAGCUUCAGGGCUGAACGACUCUACAUAUGACAGAGAGGGCCGCUCACACAUCUUAGCGCUGGCUGACUACGCCAUGAGACUCCGUGAGCAGAUGAAGUACAUUAAUGAGCACUCCUUCAACAACUUCCAGAUGAAGAUCGGUCUGAAUAUUGGGCCUGUGGUUGCUGGGGUCAUCGGAGCUAGAAAGCCUCAGUACGACAUCUGGGGGAACACAGUGAAUGUGGCCAGUCGCAUGGACAGCACAGGAGUACCUGACUGCAUCCAGGUGACGACUGAUCUGUACCACGUUCUGGCCAACAAGGGCUACCAGCUGGAGUGCCGUGGCCUUGUCAAAGUCAAGGGGAAAGGAGAAAUGACCACUUACUUUCUCAACACCGGCCCUUCUAGCAGUUAACACUGACCAAAUGCCUCCGUUUGCACUGAAGUGAAAGAGGAGGAUGCGCUCCGGAGCGUAAAUGAAAUAUGUUUUCUUGCCGUUCCAGAUUAAAACCACUGAGAGACUCACAGAUAUGAGUAGCCUGACGGUGGUAUUGUAUUUAAUAUAUGCACACACUGAGAACGUGUUCUCAUUCUUAGCUGCUCUCAUAGACUGUCUGAAAGAGCGAGUUGUCUAAGCGCACUGGCCUUAGAUGGAAGUGACUUCAGAAGAGGCUACAUUUUCAUUUCUUUUGUUUCAACACCAAAUUGUGGAUUCUUUAUUUAUUUUCUGUUUGACUGAUUUUUAAAGACACACAACACACAAAUAUAUAUGCAAGGAUGAAGAAUAAGAAUGCAGAUGACCAAAGAACAAACAAGUUUGAUAUAGGAACACUACAUGCGUGUUUGAUAUGUCAGAGCUAUUGUCUGAUUUCUUUUUCUUUUUUCUAUAACUCUUGAAGAUCUGCUUUCUUUGAUGGGCACUUAAGACUUUUUUCUUUUUGUUCCCGCCACAUACCAUCAAGGCUUCAGAGACCAGAGAGGGGCUGUAAUGACUUUUAUUCGUACAGCUUAUCAAUGCUUCUUAUUGUUUUUGAAGAGUUUUGAUGAAGUGGUGUGAAGAAAUUAUGAAGGAUGAGCGUUGGCAUUGGACACAAGAAAUGUAUUUUACUGUUUAUGUUAUUAUUGAACCUGUAAGUUAAGUGUGUGUGUGUGUGUGUGUGUGUGUGUGUGUGUGUGUGUGUGUGUGUGUGUGUGUGUGUGUGAGAGAGACAGAGAGAGAGAGAGAGAGAGAGAGAGAGAGUGGGCUGACGCGUCUGAGAGAAUAUACUGUCUUCUUUAAAGGGCAAAACUGCUCACUGUGAGGUUUCUAUAAUCUAUGUGCAAUCACUUUCUUGCCAAAUUGACUGCUCCCAGGCAUGUCUGACUUUUGUUAUCAAUAUUUCUAUAUAUAAUUUUUUGUUCAUUCCUCUUAAAUGGUUUAAUGAUUUAAUUCCCCUCUCACCAAAGUUGAUGGUUUUAUGCCAACACCUUCCUCCAUUCCAAAAGAAAUUUCUAGUAGGGACAGAGCGGAGGUGUUGCUUUAAUAGAUACAGCUUUAAUGCCGAAAGCCCUCACAAUGGGUGUCAUUCACCAACUGUUCUCAAGAAGAAAUUUCUUCUUAAAACAUAAACAGUUUUUACAAAGAUUUUGACAUUCACCAAUGUUUGUUCUUAGGCAAGAACAGAACCUACGCACACUCAAGAGUGCAAAGGUGCAAAUAAUUCUGCGAUUUAAGAACAUGUCAUGAAUCUGACGAAGGCUUUUACUUAGGACUUUCCUCAAGAACACAUUUAAGAGGAAAUUUAGGAAGAUAUUGGUGAAUGAGGCCCAACAUUUGUAACUAUGUUCCUAGCAGAUGGUUGCUGGUAAAAAUCUUUAAUGUAAACAAACCAGUGUUAAGGCAUUAGGCAUAAUUAAACCCAUUUGAAACAUUAA